Molecule: messenger RNA, 561 nt
Organism: Kwoniella botswanensis
Lineage: Eukaryota; Fungi; Basidiomycota; Tremellomycetes; Tremellales; Cryptococcaceae
Exons: 1
Coding region: 1-561 (186 amino acids)
Source: RefSeq, a predicted model, not a curated record
AUGCCUGUGUCAAUUUUCUUGUCGGAUCCAAGUAACUGGACCAAGCCACAUGCCAACUCCCAGGGAGAACUAGUCACCAUCUCUCAUCAUAGGGAAACCACAGACGGUUCACAAUCUGAAGCAAUCAUAAAGAGGGGUAUUGAAGCACUUGGGAUCCUUCCUAGGAAACCUGAUGAUUUCGAUUAUGAUUUUGAAGAGAUCGGAUUGGGUAGAAUCACUUUUAUACUUGAAGAGGAGAUAUUAUCAGCAAUGACUGAAAGAGAAGGAGAGUCCGAAGUGAUAAGGGUUCUAAAAUGGGAUAAGAAAUGGGUAUAUCAUUCGUCCGCUCCUCCUUGUGAUAAUCCAGAUUGUGCAAGAUAUACUUCUGACAGAUUACCAAGCCAAGAAUCUUGGGGUACAUUCAUUCAAGAACAAAAUCACGACAAUCAGAGUUGUAAUACCGAUUGUGAUUUAUCGACGUUACUCAAAGGCUCAGAAGAUCUCAAAGUGGAACAAGAUCGGUAUAUUCCUAAGGAGCCGUAUAUCCGAUGGAUCUCUAUAGGGAUGAUCUGGGUACGAUAA